Messenger RNA from Neoarius graeffei (lesser salmon catfish), 2379 nucleotides. It is a transcript of the gene traf6, whose product is annotated as TNF receptor-associated factor 6. Gene Ontology annotation, molecular function: tumor necrosis factor receptor binding; zinc ion binding; ubiquitin protein ligase activity. Gene Ontology annotation, biological process: regulation of canonical NF-kappaB signal transduction; tumor necrosis factor-mediated signaling pathway; regulation of apoptotic process. The transcript has 7 exons. Bases 48 to 1640 code for a protein of 530 amino acids. Lineage: Eukaryota; Metazoa; Chordata; Actinopteri; Siluriformes; Ariidae. Gene Ontology annotation, cellular component: plasma membrane signaling receptor complex. The record is from RefSeq and is a predicted model, not a curated record.
AUUCAGGAAGAGGUAGUGUUUCACGAGCUCAGACGUUACUAGCAAAGAUGGCUUGUGGUGACAUGCAUAAAUCCAAUCCUGAUGAGUAUCCAUUCUCAAGAUGUAUGGCUGACAUGGAGAAGGAGUCGUACUUGAGCCCGACAGAAAACCCAUCCACACUUAGUGUCUCCUCCAGUGUCCAAGCAGAACAGCAAGGCUACGAUGUUGAGUUUGACCCCCCACUAGAGAGCAAGUAUGAGUGUCCCAUCUGUCUGAUGGGUCUAAGGUCAGCCGUACAGACACCAUGUGGUCAUCGCUUCUGCAACAGCUGUAUUAAGAAGUCCAUCAGGGACACGGGGCAAAAAUGUCCAGUUGACAAUGAAGUGCUGACGGAGGACCAGCUUUUUCCAGAUAACUUUGCCAAGAGGGAAAUCCUGUCUCUCACAGUGCGCUGCCGCAAUGUUGGCUGUAACGAGAAAAUGGAGCUCAGACACUUGGAGAAUCAUUUGAAGCUCUGUAAAUUUGCCACAAUACCUUGCCUCCAGUGUCAGGAGCAUGUAUGGAAGAAUAGUAUAGAGGAACAUAUGAACCAGGACUGUUUACAUCGCCCGAUCACAUGCCCUGACUGUGCCGAGAGGAUUAUCUAUGCUGACAAACAGUUUCAUGAGCAGAUGUGUCCCUUUGUGAAUACAGCGUGUGAGUACUGUAACAUGGAAUUCAUUCGCGGUCAGUUGUCAUCACACUGUGCCACAGACUGCCUGAAAGCUCCUGUUGCUUGUACUUUCAGCAUGUUUGGUUGUCAAGAAAAGAUGCCAAGGAAUGACCUGGCCCGUCACAUGCAGGAUUUUACACAGAUGCACAUGCGCUACAUGGCUGAGUUUCUGCGGAACCAGACUAUGAAUGGCAUUCCCCCUUCAUGUUCAACCCCUCCAUCUGAACCUCCCAGGGUGGCAGAGCCAUGCCAAUGCAACCAGGACAUGCAGCAGCUACGAGAGACUGUUGUGGAACUCGAGGGCCGCCUUGUGCGCCAGGAUCACCAAAUACGGGAGCUGAGCAUUCGCAAUGAUACACAGCAUACACAGGUGACCGAACUACGUAAGAAACUGGCGUUGCUGGAAGAGAACAUGCACGAGCUGGAAGCACAGCAGUACCAGGGCAUCUAUGUAUGGCGAAUAGAGGGAUUUUCAGGUCACCUGCACCAACAAGAGGCUGGACAGCCAGUCGUACUCCAUAGCCCGCCGUUUUACACGGGAAGACCAGGCUAUAAGGUUUGCCUGCGACUGCACCUGCAGACACCAAGUGCACCACGUUGCUCUAACUACAUCUCGUUAUUUGUGCAUACGAUGCAGGGUGUGUUUGACAGCCAGCUCCCGUGGCCUCUGCAGGGCACCAUCCAGCUGGCUGUGCUGGACCAGGCUGAAGGCCAACACCACGUCGAGGUAAUGGAGACCAAACCAGAUUUGCAGGCCUUCCAAAGGCCCACAGUGCCGCGCAACCCCAAAGGCUUUGGCUACGUCACCUUCAUGCAGCUGCAGGCACUGCGCCAGCGAGGCUUUGUCAGGGACGACGUGCUGCUGGUGCGCUGCGAGGUCAUGCCGCGCUUCGACACCAGCCUCAGGAGAGAGGGCGUGCAACCUCGAGGACCUGAACCAUCUCUUUGAGCUUGCCUUAACCACUUUGCUGUUGCCUUAAAAGUUCUCAGAGACACACCCUGCUCGUACAAAGUUAUCUUUUGCUUUGAGAUGACUUUUACAUGACAUUAUACUUACGUAUGACUUUUUGAAGCAGUGAGCUGAAAGAAUUGUCUUCAAGUACUAUAAAACAGACGGUGCAUUGUUUUCGCACUUCAGAAAUGCUCCCAUGAGAGAAACUAGAAGUAUUAAGAGCAGCUCUGGGUGGUGUACUGUGAAACCAAGAACCUGCCUUGUGUGUGUGUGGGUGCUUUUUUUUUUUUUUUUUUUUAAUAUAAUUUUCUUAAUUGAAUAGCAUUUUGUGAAUUAAUGAUGUCCUCCUGAAGGGUAUGCUGGUAUGUAGCAAAACUAAUAUUUGUAGAUACUUGUACCCUGAAUGCACUGGAGAAAGUACAACAAUUUCUUAACAGCCCCUUCUGUAAUUCAUAAUGAAACUGAACUUAUGGCAGCACAAUCACGCAUACCAAUAAUAGAAAGAAGUCGCCAAAAAAUUACAAAUACAACAAUCGUUGAAUAAUAACCUCAACUUUGUCUGUUAUUCUUCACUUUGUCUUUGGUAAAUAAUUGUUAUAUAAAAUGCUGACAAGAACAUGUAGAUUCCUCAUAAUGAAUAAUUUUUGUUUGCAUUAUACUUUUUGAUUUUUGUGUGCAUAAUAUACCAAUGAACAUUUUUAAUAUAUAAAAAAAUAAAUUUGUAAGAUGCGUCUCA